UUAAAAAUCUUAUUAAAUACAUACAGAAACAUCUUUAGGUUGAACAAAUAUCUAUCUAAAAUGUGAAAAUAAUGUUAAUAAAACUAGCGUUAACAUUCGUUUUGUUUUAGUGGCUUUUGUUGACAGCAUGUUGACAGUGUGAUAUAGUAACUAAGGCUAUGGCGGCGGAAUCCGAACCAAACCAAUCAAAACCAAAAACGUUUGAGAAUGGAUGGAUUGUCUGUCGCUCACAAAAGCGCCCGGGAUUAUUGUAUGACUUCAACACCUUGACAGGUGAAGCGCAAUGGCGAGACCCCGACAAAAGUGCUCACCAUACAGCCAUCGUGGAUAAAAAUAAGGUUCCAUUUGAAUGUCAUGAACCAACUGAGCCACCAAUGGAGCCAAAAAUUCGUAAACAGUCAAAACAGGGCAGCCCUGCCCCAAACAUUUACAACAAACAGAUUAUAAAUAAUCAGUUUCCAGCUAAACCAUUUGCGCUAGCUCCUUUUGGCAAUUCAGUUUGUGCCUCAUAUAGCCUGAUAGACCCCAACAAUGUGAAUACUAUGAAUGCCGCACCUGUGUGGGUAGGACCAACAACACCCCAAGUCAUACUUGGUCCCUCACCUUUGAAUCCGUUAUUUACUUAUGGUGCCAUAGAAAACGUACAGUUUCAAAACUCAUCGCUGACUUUGAGUAAUAGAUUUCAAGUUUUAAACCAGUUAAAUACUGAAUGCCCUAUUGGUAUGAACUUGCGAGGUGAAGGUACUAGUAACCACGAAAGUUAUAGCCACCAACAGCCGCAUCAAAAUCAUAAGCCCUGGCAUCAAAGGCAUCAAAGACCUGCAAAUAAGAAUUUACAUAUGCAUGCUGAUCUAAGAAGUAAACUGAGUAGUAGAAAAAGGCAGGACCUUAAAGCUCAUGAUGCUAAUGUUGCAGUUCAACCUGAAAUCAAAAAGGAAGAUGCAUCAGUUAUUGUCACAGAAGAUGAACUAAAUCCAGAUGAUGAUGAUGAAUGGUUGAAGGCACAUACUGAUGGUGAAGGAAGAGAGUUGAACAUGGACAUCGAGAGCUUUUGGGAGUUGGCUGACAUUUGCACAAGUCGCGACUGCUGUUAUAUUAUACCCACCACAAGAGUGCUGCUGAACAACAUGAGAUUUUUGACCAGUCUUGUGAUAUCAGACAAUCGUCUCCGGCUGUUGACGCCGCGCGACGUGGUGCGUACGCUGCGUUGCGCUGCAUUCUCUAGCAACGGUCGCUUGGCGGACUACGCGAGCCGCGCGAGGACGUUCGCCAUUCGCCAGAUGAGGAAAUUUCCUGACAAUGUAAAGGACGCACCCAAUGUUAAAGCUUGUUUGGAAUUGAUUGCCCCGAAUAUACACGUGGUCCGUCUUGUCGACGAAAAAGAUAUGAUAAAUCAAGAAGGUAUCAAUGAUGGUACAAUUACAGUUUCUGAACUGAAGCAGUAUUUAACUCGAAAUUCAACCCCGAAAUCAGCACCUGUCCCCAAAAUGCAGACUAUCUGCGAAAAAAUUAAAAUAACAGUACCAAAUGCCAAGGACAAACCUGAGAGUUCAACACGAGUAGUAGAACCCCGAAUCCAAGUAGAAGAGAGCUUAGAGAGCUCUAGUAUAUGUAAUUCAACUACGAACUCAACCACUGUAGAAUCUCCAAGACCCGACACUGAAAAAACUGGGCAAAAAGAGAUAGAAAUCCAAACUAAUCUACCAUCACCGCCAGGAAAGCGAACUGCAAACGCGUGUGUACAGACAGAUUUAGUUUUUACAACACCGACGUUUGAGAUAAACCCAAAUAAAAAUAAAACCAGCGAAGCGGUUAAUACCAAUGAAGAGUUAAGUGAUAAGCAGACAAAUUUAAAUUUCACAUUGUCAGAAAUAGGGCACAAGGAAAUUAAAGCCAGUGCUAUAGAAGAUACGGAUGCGGCUCCUAAUAAUGAUAAAGCAACCACAGCAGCGCCACGAAAAAUCAGACUUAAGAGGCUACAAAAUUCAAAUACUAGCGCUAACACAGAGGAGAAAAAGCCAUUCAAAUGGCGCAAGAGAAAGAACACCCAGCAAGCAACGGUGGUCGAACACGAACAGGGCUCUCUAAAUAGCAACAUCAAUACAUCUUCUUCCACCAGCCACUUAACCCAAGAAAAUAAUGACUCCUUGGAUAACUGCAAGUUUAGCGACGUAAGUGCUGAGGAGAAGGUCGAUGAAUCGUUUACCUCGGGUGUGAUUUCUAAUUCCAUUGAUUCCGAAAAGCAAUCAAUCCAAAAUGAAUUGAACACGGACCAAAGCAUUGUAGUUUAUGAGGUCACAAGUGAUUCUAUGGCAGAUCGACUUAUCUUGAGGAGCGAUGAGUGGAUGUCACGGUUCGUGCAAGUAAUGGAAGAAGUUCUUUCUCAAGUGCUUCUAUUGGACCCGUCUUUUAAUGAUGCGACUUUGCCUCCGCCGUGGACUUUUUACGAGGCUACGGUAUGCGUUAGACGGAAAUUUGCAAAAGAACGAAAAAUCGUCUAUGCCGCAGAGAAAUUGGCUAUGUUCCUUUUGAAAAACAACGAUGAUAGAGGGAACAUAGUGACAAAAUUAAGCCCUACGGAUUUCAUGGAAAUGUACACCUUUGGCGUAAAUUUAGUCAACAAACUGCAGUCUGUGUUGAACGAUUGUGAAGAUGUGCACAUAGCAUGUCAAACAUUAUCUCAUUUGCUAAACGACAUUCGGGAGCCCAAUUUAGACGAGUCCUGUGAUAUGGAAACAUUCAAUUACGACGAGCCAAACCACUCGCCUAAUUUCAGCGAAGCAGUAACAGAUAUGUCGACAAUAAUCUCAGGCUUCCCACCUAUGUCAGUCAACAACAAAUCUAGAAACAAAGAGAAAAGCCAGUCAUGCAGCAACUCUCCAGCAAGAUAUAGUCUAAGGUCCGGUCGUUCUGAGCAGAAGAAGAAACAGGAGGAAGAACAGACACAGACUAAUGCUGUAUGUCAUGAAAACAAAAAAUAUACUUUGUUUUCUAGUCUUGGACUGCAAAAAAGGGAGAUCAAAGUGGAUAGUAAAAUUACUAAGACUAUUUCUAAUUAUCCUAAAGACCAACAACCUAAAUCACUUUCACCUUUAACGCCAACACUUGAAGUUUCCGAGAUAUCCCAAGGCCCAAAACCAAAGAUUGUUAGAAAUUUUAAUGUAUGUCCCGAAUUUGAGAUAAAAUUAAAGGACAAAAUCUGUAGUAAUGCUACUGACAAUAAUGUUGAUAAUGAUUCCCUCGAAGUUGAAUGUGUAGCUGAGAAUUUUAUGCCAGAAAAUGUGGGUUUUGCAGAAGACGUUGAUUUUUCAAAGGACAGUUUCACCAACGAUAAUUUUUUUUACUAUGAAGGUGCCAUGUCUGAGACGACGAAAAUGAAUGUUGACCUGAACUAUACAUAUAUACAACCGCCCAAUGCUGAUUGCAAAUUGAAACAGGUUCUUAGGAGAAUAACGUACAAAUACCGCAGAUGGUUAAUAGAUCUGCAAACAUUCUGUGAGGCUACAAAUGCUACCUUAAAAAGUCCAGAUUAUCAGCAACAGGAUUACAAAGCUAACAUGAUAGAAAAGAUCACGCAAGUUGGUGAACACGCGAACAGUGUGUGUCACCGAUUGAAAUGUAUAUUGAAACGCGAUCCCAGUGUAACGAGUAACAAAUUCCGCGAUAUGUUGAAGAGUUACGGAUUCAUUGAUUUUAAUAUGAGCGACACACAGGUGACUGAUUAUCGAGAAGAGAUUGCGAAGUAUUUGGAGCUAGCGGAACGACUAUUAACAUGCGUGUCCCGACUUGUCGAAGCUGUCAAGGCGAAAUGAUGGAAUUUUCAUUGUUUACUACAUGGGUCAUAUUUGUGGUCAUGCCAUGUUUACUACUGUAUGGGUCGAGCUCUGACCAUGAAUCGAAAUUGCUCGUGGGCGACGACACUAGCCCACAUCCUUUUAAAUAAUUGUGUGCCAGAGAUGUGCUAUACGGAAUUCGUAGGGCGAAAACCUGGAAUCCCCGAUUUUGUACAGAAAACCAGUAUCGGGAGCACACCCUAGUUCUGCCUAGUGCGAUUUGCGACUUGAGGGCCAGUGUUGUCACCCCAGUCUAAGGACCUAGUCACUUGCAUGUGCAUUGUUUGGAAAGUAAUGUGUGCCACUUAAUUAAUAUAAAGCGAGCUGGAAAAGUGUAUUUCCCACUUUAUGAAUGAAUUCAAUUCACAAAGUGGGUAUGCAGUUGUGUGUACUUGAUGUGGAAUCUUUAUAUUUACUUAUGCGUGGCGUGCUAAAGUGGAUGUAUUUUAUAGCCGUCUCUAAAGUUAUGUAAUAUUUUAUCCCACACAUUUUAUUUUUGUUAAAAAUUUUAAAUGUAUAAAACUAUAAUGUGAUGUUAAGUGUAAUUAUAAUGGGACAAUAUGUGUAUGAAAUAUUACAGGUCCCAUAAUAUUGUAAGAGUACUAAUUAUUGUACUGAAUAUAGAAUACAGCUAAACUAGCGAGGUGUUCAAAAUGGUCUUCACGCAGUCUUAUUCUUCCAACAAUAAAAAAAUGGUUGUCUGGAAAGUCGGUUUACGGAAGAGAAUUUUGCGUGAUAACGUCAUAAGAAAACAUUCAUGAAAAAUUGCAUACUUUUAUGUAUGAAUUGAAUUUAAUUAUUAUCACUGAAUUAUCAUUAUUUUGUAUCAUUGAAAGAAGGAGUUACCAUAGAGAUCUGUCCACAACGUGGCCGUAACGUUACCAUGGAAAUCUGUCCACAACUUUUUCGUGCAUGCUACCGGUGUUCAUCAAUUUAUAAGACGUUAUCACGUCAGUAUAUUCAGAUCAUUUUGAUCACCUCGCCCGCUUUGCUUCUACUAGUUUUGCUGUUGACUUAACAUGAAUGCAAAGCUGAUACAAUGAAGGCCAUAAAAGGCUUUUAAAUUUCAUUGAUGUAAUCAAGAACCAUCCGAGGGUAGGACUUGGGCUGGGGGGCUUAUUUCUGCAUAUUCGGCCGUUUCACGAAGAAAGGACGCCACGAGCAAUUUCGUACAUUGGCCUGCCAUGUUUUUAUCUCUUUCUAACGCGCGUAAUUAUAACGAUGGCACGCCCAUGAUGCUUGCGGUCAAUAACACUGUGCGAGCGGGACAGGAAUGUAAUUAUUCGCGUUCGAUAGAGAACAUUAGGCGCGUCCAUUUACGAUAUUCCUUCUGCUAAGCGUCCUUUCUUUAUGAUUGCGCGCUUUGACGGAAAAAGUAUGUCAAAUAUCAAAUAUCAAACAUUUAUUCAGCAAAUAGGCCACAGGGGCACUUUUACAUGUCCAUUUUUACAAACAAUAAAUUAAAAAAAAAAACAAUUACAAAUAUCGAAUCUAUGAAAUAAUAAAUACUUUAUUAGAGAUGUAUACUGCCUCUAAAUGUCAAAUUACACAAAAAAAACAAUGAUAAAAAUAUAUAAUGUCAGCAUCAGUUACCGUACCAUCAGUUACAGUCAUUACAGUCGCCGUAACGACAUCAUUGACAAAGGUUGCCAAGAUUGGAGUAAUUUCCAUUGUCCGUCGUACCUUACCACCUCUUCUUAAUUUUUAUGCCAAAAUGUAAAACGUCCCUCUUCUUUUUCCGUUCCGUUAGUCAACUAGGAAACUUAUAGUUUCGCCAAGUCCGUCUGUCUGUCCGUCCGCGGGUUUGCUCUGUGAUCGUUAGUGCUAGAAUGAUACAAAAAUCAUGCAUGGCGUCAGAACGGUAAAAUAAAAACUACAAAAAAAAACUUUUUUGGGACCUUUCAAAACUUUUUAAAACCAUUUUUUCGCUUUAACCCAAUGGUGUGGCGCAGGGCCCUUACUUUUCAUGCCAUUGACGCAAAAAUGACGUAAUUUAACAUACAGGGAGUUGUUUUACAAUACUACAAAUUUAGAUAACUUACUUAUUGACGGGUAUCAAAAUAAAUACUUGUUACGAGAAUAAAAGCUUGUUACACUGUUAAAAAUCAAAAAUAUGUAUUAUUUAAUAAAUUAAUAAUCUAUUAUUUAUUUGAGUGACAAUAAGAUGAAAGUCAGUUAGACGUUUCUGUACUGAUUGUCAAGUAUAUGAUAACUUACCUAAAGAGGUUGAUAAAUGAUUAAUUAUUACGAAAAUAUUAAUUGGAAUCAUACUCUAUGUAGCGUGACGUCAUUUUUCUGUCAACGGCAUGAAAAGUACGGGCCCUGCUGUGGCGUAUCGUUGCCAUCAUUGGAUAGGUCUUUCAAAACGAAUAAGGGUCUCCAACAACAUUUUUUAAAAUAAAGUGAAUAUUUUUCGAACUCCCUUAUGCUUGUAAUGUACAUGAUACUAAUAGCCGCCGUUUAGCCCAUUCUAGCAGAAUGGUAACUACGGAACCCUAUAAUGAGCAUGGCCCGUUUUACUCUAGGCCGAUUUUUAUUUCCAAAUAUGUUAUACUAGGUAAUAAACUAACGUAAAGCCCCUCUUGCAGUUCAUAUCCAUACUAGAAAUUUGUAGCCAGACCGAGACAAGUCUGCAACGAUAUUGAUAGCAUACGCAGUGCAAGUGUUAUUUCUACGUCGUUCAAAGAAGUUUCACUGUUAUUAUAUUAUAUUAUUAUUACCUCAGAUCAUAUCUUAUAUCUAUGAUUAUUACAUUGCAAAUAUUCAGUUUGUUUACUCCUGUACCACUAAUAAUUAAAAUGUCAUGGCAAUAUUAGAAAUGUAUUUAUUAAUUUAUUAAAUAGUAUGUAUUAUAUCAAUUACAUGCGUUUUUGUAUUUACACGUGUACCUACAUACAAGAAGGGCUUUACUUGAGCAUGUUUUAUCGUUAUUUUUUAAAACUUAGUUAUAUAAAAUUAUAAAUGUUGACUUGGUGAGUCAUUUUUAUAUUGUGUUUUUGUAUUAUAUUUAAUUGUAAGAAGGUCAAGUUAGGCUCUUUAUAAUAAUAUGUAAUUGUAGGUAUAGUUGACAUUUAAUAAACAUCACUGCGUUUUUUUAACA
This is a messenger RNA of Cydia pomonella (codling moth), 6933 nucleotides long. RefSeq lists its product as uncharacterized. NCBI's taxonomy places the organism in Eukaryota, Metazoa, Arthropoda, Insecta, Lepidoptera, Tortricidae. The transcript is spliced from 14 exons. Bases 159 to 3812 code for a protein of 1217 amino acids. The record is from RefSeq and is a predicted model, not a curated record. Gene Ontology annotation, molecular function: protein binding.